Messenger RNA from Spirometra erinaceieuropaei, 10107 nucleotides. The record is from the annotation of a GenBank genome assembly. Lineage: Eukaryota; Metazoa; Platyhelminthes; Cestoda; Diphyllobothriidea; Diphyllobothriidae.
AUGGGACCCGAUCGCGUCUUCAAGUUCGACGAGAUCGAAAUCCUUCUGGAGCUGACACCUGUGUGAGUCAGAAGCUGCUGAAAUCACAGAAAACUGGCCUGUUGUUCAUUAGCCUCCUCAACCAUCCCUGUUUUCCCUAUCGAGUACUCGAUCGUUGUUCGGACUGAGCACUUGGUCACAGGGGAGUGUGCGUAACCAAUGCCUUCGGUGGCAGUACUAGGAAGGCAAAUGGCCGGCUAAUUAACUCGCCCCUCAUCCCCCCCACACACAUGAUGAACAUUGACAUUAACAAUUGUAAUGUGGGUAAUGAACGUAGGGGGGGGGGUGUUACAUUUAGGCAGAGUAACAUUACCGAAGAAGACAAGGGAACACCUGGGGCUCGAUCCCGCGACCUGUUGGUUAUAAGUCCAACGUCCCAAGCCACUAAGCCACGGGCUUGUUGUCCUGUUGGUUACGAUCAGGAAUAUUCACUGGUAGAGGGGCGCUCACCGAUCUUGUUGCGGAACCCACUCGUCCCGUUCUGGGUGUUCCACACCUCGGGGUUGGGUAGGACUAACUGACGACGGCUAGUUAAUCAGAAAUCGCCAUUAAUUUCUUCCUUGUCUUUGUUGGUAAGGUUUCUCUGCCCAUAUUAGGCGCCGCUGUGCGGCUGCUGGUUGGGGUCCAGAGAGAGCCCCAGGGCGCAACAGGACAACUGAAUUCCGUAAAACGAUCGAUGAACGUCCCUCUACCGACGCUACAUUUAGUAAUUGGGAAGAGAAAUGGUUACUGUAUUCUAUAAAUACUGCACUAUGUGUGCGCUCGCUGUUUUUAUCUUUUGUUGCCAGUGACGAUGAAUUGAAGGCAAGAGUAAAUCCGGUUUAUGUUCCUGCAGCUGACUUUUCUCAUUCAACUUCUUCCCCUUAUCUUCUCGUGAUACAACCAAAUCGCCCUUUCAUAUAUAUCAGUCGUUGCGUAAUAGCUGAUGGCUGUGAACUGGCUUUGUGUGUCGCUCUCAUUUGCUGCAGUUUGGCAGCUGCUAUAUUAAUACUUCCUGUGCAAGUUUUCUAGAUUUGCGCCUACAAAUGUCGGUUCACGACCUCGUGGGCGUAAGCUAGCUGUAGAAAUAGAUGACCUAAGGCACCUAGCAGUUGCUUCCACCUUAGAGUCAAGCUAUGAGGUCAGUUUCGCGAGCGCAAGCUCAUGUACAGGCAGAACAAAAAGUUCAUAGCGUCCCGACUGUCGCGAGCUCUGAUGUCCCGCAUAGCAGGCGCAGCAUCAGCGACUUGUUCGUGGAUUAGUUUAUACUGAGGCGGACUUGUCGGUAUGGUAUGGUCGACAAGACAGUGGUUCGCAAAUCAGAAGUCAGGGAAGACGGAUUGAGAUGGAAAACUUUUACUACUAAGGAUGUGUAUACACAAGGACUCUGCAAGCUGUCUCCGUGAGCGGCCUCUCCAGGCAAGUUGUGUUUGUGUCCGUCGUUGAGGUGCCUAGACUCUAGAGCGUGUGUACGCCUUUCGCUUCGUCUCAGUGUCCGCCAGCCAAUCAGAGAAGGGGAAGGAUUGACUGGCCUCAAGCACUCUCCAGGCUAGUGACAAGCCUCGCGUGUUCCAACAGCGGAUCGACAGGGAGUGUGAGGCGGACGGGAGGGCAGCGUGACAAAGCAGCGGAGAACAAGGAGGCGCGGACCGCUACAGACUUGCACAGCGUCUGCGGUGCGCUAUCUUCCCUCACUCGCCAAGCCCCGAUGGCAAGUCGACUAGAGGCGGACUCGGGGGCAGUGGGCUGACAAAGCCAGACAGCCCCUCUACGCGUGCCCCACGCGACCUGGUUCCCACCACAUGCGGCACAAUUCUGUAAGUGUUCUUCGGGUCCUACGUCAGGCCACAUUAGGACGGAACCAUUGGGCCUGGCUCUCAGCCCCCCAGUCAGUCACUCUGCAUACACACAGUACUGAUCACGAAGACCAAGUUAACCAGCAAAGACACUGUAUGUAGAAUGUUCGUCAAGUCUACCGCGGUGUGGAGUGCACUCAUACGUCGUAGGGAUGGAUUCUCCGGUACUGAGCCCGCUGCAGGCAAGUUCUGAAGGCCUAGAUCUCGAAGCACGGUUCAGUAAACCAGUCUGUUUAUUUGUCCCUUGUCUACCAUGUCUCCCGAUCUUACAACCAGAUAGCAUGGCACCCUUUUGGCCAAUCAUGUAUGUAUGUGUGUGAUGCAAUACUGAGACGCUGCGAGCAACGAUAACUUCUCAAUUGCCUGCUUCGUAGCCUUUAAAGUUGCCCUAACAUCCGUAACCGAUGGGUUACAAGAACAAACGUUUCCUCCUGCUUUAACUUGAAAACAACACUUUCGUCUUCUUUUUUCUUCUCUGCAAAAUGUCCGAACAGUGCUACAUUUUAUUGUCUUGGGACUCGCUAGCUGCUGAUAGUGACUACGUCCCCCUAUAUCAGCAGUCUUUAUCACAAAUGCAUAGUUACAGCGCUAGCCAAGCGAUCUAAUCCUGAAAUGACAUACCCAAGAACGCUGAACUUGCUGUUAAAGGCACUUCAGGCAUUUGGAUAUCUUCGAAUUUUCACAAUCAGAUCUCCUCGUCACUUUAGCCCGAACCGUUUUUAUGCCGUUCCCUCGGCUUGGGGGAGGGUGGUGAUUGUGCCUUUGGGAGUGUUUACCAAAAUGCCGGACGCGUACGCAAUCUUCGAGGUGUUCGUCGACUUGCCCAACGUACCGAUGCUAUUCACAGGGCAUACAAACUGUAGUUUUUCGACAGGUAAGCGGUCUUCCUUCCGGCAAACAGCCCUUGAAGGGUAAUAAAUGUGCGCGAUCCGUUAAGGGCUGCGUUGAUGGAGGGUCGUAGUCCAAGCUAUAGGUUGAGACUCUGAGAAGGAAUGUCGUCUCGGACUAACUUGCCAUCCAAAGCCCUAGCCGGCUGUAAGGGACCUUGCCCCCAUCCAGAAGAGUUAGUCUUUUUGAUGGCAUGCAGAUAACGGCAAGCUCUUUGCAGAACUGCCCCUCGGGCACUUCCAUACUUCUGUUCAAGCAGUCUCGGCCUCCGCAUUGGAGACCGCAUUGAGACUACACAAGCCUCGAUCCACGUUAUUGCACCAGCAUGUAUUAAAGAACUAGCAAUGAUAAUACUAAUCACAAUAUCAGUGAUGCCAAGGAUGCCAAUGAAGGCGCCUAUGAAUCUCACUUAGAGACGGUCGGUUAUAUCACAAGUAGUGAAAAUUCGAUUACCAGAUGCCACGUCAAAAUAAAGAGAUGCGUUCAUUUGGAGGGUUUCAGUUUUGUCCUGGAGUUUCAAGUAGUGAGUCCAGUUACCCAUCUUCAGUGACUGGAAAUUCCUGUGCAGAGCUCUCAUUGUAUGGCGCAUCUAGCCAGAUGUGCAGGUUGCCAAUGCCGACUCCCACACUCCCGCUGGGUUUGAGAAACAACCGACGAGAUGGAGACGCAACUCCAUGAGAGACUUUGUUCUAACUUCCACUUCCGGUGACGUUCACGAGAUAAUGUUAAAGUUCAGUCUCACUUCAUACUGGACAGCAAACUGGUCGAACUGGGCUAACAAAAUGAAAUCUGUGGCAGGUUCUGUAUCUUUGUGCAUCGAAGGCAGUGAUCGACGGUUUAUUUUUCAUACACAAAAUGCCUUUCUACCCGGAGGAGGGAGGGGAGACUGAAUCCGUACCGGUCGCCCCCCCCCCCCUUAGGGAAAUCGGUCUAAGAAAUCCUCUCCAAAGUAAUGCCUCAGAUCAAAGAGCAACAGAAAUUAAGUACAGAUGCUAGUAAUUAGCACGGGAUUACUAACUUCCGGCCUUCAUAAGCACACCAGACCCAGAAUAAUCUUUAUCAUUUUUUGGAAAUCUUAUUGAAGCUUGUGAAUAAAUUGUCCCUGAGGUCGGCAUCGAUGGACUAGGAGAUGCCAUGUGCAAAAAUUCCAUGACGAGGCAAGGACCAGUCGAAAUCACAUGAACAAUAUGCUGUAAUUUAUCAAGCUCACUUUGUCCCCGCAAUUAGGUAAGACCUCAAGAAGAUUUUCGCCACAAAUAAAUGGAUGUAAAUCGGCGGCGUGAUGAAGAGACCAACUAUAAUCUGAUUUUGCCAUGAAAGAAAGCAAAAAUUCCAAUUUAACGGACACGCAGAUAAUAGAACGGGAAACGGCUGCUUGAGAUCUGGAUUCCUGAAAAGACCCCCAUAAACCUCCGCGCCUAACUCCCCCCCCCCCUCUUACUUGUGUUGCGUUAUCACAGGCGCCACCCAGCUGCUAGACAGCCUGACAUGUGAUGGAGGUGCAGUGAAAUGUUUAAAUCGCUGAUGGAGCAGUUUUACUAACCAAGACAAGGAAAAAUGAUAAUCGUCAUGUCCGGCUUAUCUUCAGUCGUCGACUGCCCGGGAAAACAGAGGUGGGAUUGAUUGAGGACAGCGAACAGACCGGAAAUGGUCAUUCAAGUUUGCCAUGUCCUGGCUUGUAAUACUCCUCCACCAGUUGUUGGCAUUUUUAGUGAAGCCUUUUCAAGGAGCGAACAAUACGGUGUCAAUCAGGUAGAAAGCCAAAAAAUCAUGUUUACGCAAGAUGACUCUGAAUGCAACCCCGCACAGUAUAAGAAGUAGCCAAUAAAUCGCCGCGCAACCCCCUAAAGAAAGUGCUGCCCGCAUUAGGGGAUCAGGUAACUGACCCGGAAACAGAAUGACUGGGUAUGGCUGUCAAGACCCCAUCCAUUAAAGGUGGACUCGCGUCAGAGUGCUGAGGGAAGAGGUGUAUGUAUUCGUAUACUAUCCCCAUUUAUUAAUAUCACCUGGCCAGAAACUUCCAUGCGGGCUAAGAAGAUUAGGAAGGCAAGCUCAGCAACCGAGGAUGGACCUUUCUUCUUCAUGUUAGAAAGAGCCAGCGGUCUGAGCCCAUGGAUUUUAAAUAUACUGGUCUACUCCAACUUCGUAGAUAAUUUCUGAGUAAGUUAAAAAGCGACAAUGCCUAGAUUGGGGUAUCUACCAGAAAGCAGACAGGGAAUGCCGGGGGGAGACCCACUGGCGAGCCGAACCUCUCGCAGGUGCGCCAGGCAGCGGCAGAGUGCCGGCGAAACACGCGUGUAUGCGCUUUUGGCUAGUACCUGUGCUGUUAGUAUGGUAUCACUUUGUCCUAAAGUCACAUUUUCACAUUUUACUCGGAGUGGCAUCACGGUUUGGUCCGUGACAGCCGAGCUGGCGGGCAGACGCAGGGUGUGCAUCACCGGUUCUUUUGUGCAGCGAUGCACCCUGAGUUCACUGGGUACACACCUAUGCUACCCAAAGAAGAAGUAUCCUUAUGAGUGCUUGCAAUGGUGCGUCCUGAGCAGAAGCCCGGCUGGUAGAGUUGAAAGAUUAUGGUAACCAUGGAGAAUACAAAUUAAAAAGGCAGUACGUAGAGAUGUAAUCAAAGCCGUGUACAAGUCGAUAUGGGUAGAUUUUAUUUUCGGCAAAAAGGCCUAGGGAGAGAAAGAGAGAGUGAGAGAAAUUCGCUUUAUUUUCGAAGAAUAGGUUCAGAAAUUUCAGCAAAAGGGGGGCAUUAUCUGUGGACAUAAUAUAGGUUGACAAAUUACUCAAGAAUUAGAAAGGUUUACACAAAAAGGGGCAACUGCUACGGGGAAAUUUCGAGUCCUAGUUUCUGUAUUCCAGUCUUUUCACAUAUGCCCGCAAUGGUAACACAGAACGCUGAUGCGGCAAGGGAGGGAGUGAUUGUCGAAGGGGUGAUUUUUUCUGAUCGUACCUGCCUUUGUGUGACUUGUACCGUUCCUACCAGUUAAGCAGUCGCCGACCCAAGCAGGCGGUAAUUUGUUUUGCGAUUUAAACAGGAGAUAUUGGACGCGAUAAAUUCUGACCUACUCUGUGACGCAAGCAAGGAAAAAGGCGGCUGAGCCCUGUGAAGGAGGGAAAUUCAGGAGAACUGAGUGGAUGCACGGCCGCUCACUGUCGCAUUCCAGCCCUCAUGGCUUGGCCGUCCAAUCGAUGGGGAUGUCAGACCACAUGUCUCUCACGCUUGAUACUCUUAAAUCACUGCUGCAAUACGCGAUGCUACAACAUGCGAGGUCUUGUUCCCCCACCCCCCCCCCCCAAGUUCACACGAUAUUUCGUUCGCGUCAAUCCGGACGGGAGGGAAGGGAGAGCGGGAGGGAGUUUCGGCGGAACGUAACUUUUGGCCGAUAGCAGACCUGAUUAUUUGCAUAAAUUCGAGCUCAUCAACAGUAAAUUAGCAAUGGAGGGGAGGGGGUGAGAGAGAGGAGGGCGCUGAGAGGCUAAUUUACUUUGAGCUAAUAAGCUUGAGCUCGGAUUUCACAGACGGGGUCUCAGUGCCGCCUCAGUGCCUAACCAGAAGACGGAGGAAGCAUCACGCAGUGAUGGGACUGUGUUCUGGCAUCUUUUAUGCCUACGCUCGAGAAGCGGUGGCGAAUUGUUCCCUACAUAGUCCGCAAUUCGGUUUUCAGAGAGAGAGAGAGAGAGAGAGAGAGAGAGGGAGGGAGGCGAAUUCGAUUUAUUUUGGAAUAAUAAAGGUAAGAGGUGGCUUGGUAGCCCCACCUGAUGGACACAAUACUGUUGGGGUUGGGGUUAGGAGUUAGCGCAACUAAUUCUCAACCAUUUAAUUCACAACUGCGCAUUCCCAAUAGCUUUUAUUUUGCGUACAAAUACUUGACCUCGUCGCCUAUUACCACCGGUCCCGAAUCACAAGUGGCUGGGAUUUGUUUACUUCAGGUGGGGCUACAUAACCGCAUCCGACCAUAAUAAAUUCAAGAUUUUCGUCAGAAAAUAGGCUCCAUCCACAGUGGACAGAAAAUGAAUCAAAUAAAGUACUCAUGAGUCAAGAAUUUUUACACAAAAAGGAACGCCGACUAAGAGGACAGUUCGAGUCCUGGCUUCAGUAUUUCUGUCUCUUCACACGUAAGAUAUCGCGUCAGAAAUGGCAACUCAGAAUGUUGAUAUACUGGUGUACGACAAGAGAUAAGUCUAAAGCCACGGCACAUGGGGCGGGAAGACUUCGCAAGGAUGGGGACCGUCAUCCAGAAUUCGACCAGCAAACUGCCUGACCGUUUUAAAUGUCCUUGAAUGAUAAUAUUGACUAAAAAGACAUAAGAAACACCGGCAGCAGAAGAGAACAUUCGGAGGGCUUGCCUUAAGAUUAACAUAUCUUUGUUGAGCAAUGCAGAAAAAAUGACGGGUCACACGGUCAGUAGUACUCAGGGGGGUGUGGGGUGGAACGCCAAGGUGCGGGCCCAUAUACACCAUCCGACUGCGCCCCCCGUCCCCGAUCUUCUUGAAUUCGUCUUGACACCGGGCCCAGAUGGUGGAGGAGGAUAGAGUGCGGUAGGUGCUGCGCAAGUCUAAAUGCACUGUAAACUAAAUCACCUGCUUCACCUUGCUGUGAAGCACACGGUGAACGUAGUCAGCAACGACGGUCGAACUAUCAGUACCCCAGAAAUUUCGAAAACACCCAGAAAAACUGAAAUAGCGGGCUUAUGAACAAUGUUCCUAGGUUAUUGUAUCCGAAAAUAAAUAUUACUGUCGGUCCGUUUUUAAAAUGGUCUUUUCUUCACUUUAUCCAAAGCGCUUGACGAAUCACGGAGCGCAGUGCUAGUGGUUGGAUUCUACAUCUCCUGGGUUCCCAAUCUUCUCGAAAUCAUCUAACUGUUCCUAAAGAGAGCUUUUGCAUAACCGUAGCCAACGAAGGAGCUCUUUCUUAGGCCAAAGGGACAAAGACGAAGCCGGAGAGUCCUGACUAAGGAUGAGUGUCUUACAUUUUUUAAACAGACCCGCACGUCGUCUCUACAUGCGAGAGGACUUUGCGAGGGCCGUUGGCACGCAGGACUGAUGACAGAGUAACGACGUCACGCAAGCAGACAGCGGAGUGUUCAAACAGAAGUUCUCUUCUGUUCAGUCAUUUGUCUUGCCACCAGCGAAACCCCCCACAACGACUUGACUAUAUACCAAAGCGAUAUAAACAAAGCAUAAGAUCAGCUUUAACUGGCAGGAGACGUUCUCUUAUUCCUUCAACACGCUGCCCGACAGCAGGGGGCCGCAUCAUCCUGUAAGGGUUCCGUAAAUGCGGGACUUAUUUCAGCCGUUUCUUUUGCAGCAGGUGCGCAGGUGACCAGAAAUUCACCUCUGAGGCCAGAAAAUGCGUUGGCGAGAAGAAGAAGAAGUCAAUAAGAUGAAAAACAAUAAAAGGAAUAAGGAAACAAAAAGGAGAGAAAAAACGAAAAGAAUAAAUUGAGAGGAAGAAUAUAAUGAGUAGAAAAAAGUACGAGGAAAAUGAGAAGAAAAAGAAGAAGACGACGAGGAAAAUUGAUGGGACCCAGGGAGAAUACAAAGUAAAGAAGGCAAUAUUUAGAGAUAUAAUCCAAGUCUAGCAGAACCUCCGCUUAGUGGAGAAGAUUGAACCGUGUGCAAGUUGGUAUGGGUAGAUUUUAUUUGCGACAAACAGACCUUGAGUAAGAGAGAGAGAGAGGGAGAGAGAGAGAGAGAGGAGUUCGUUUUAUUUUGAAAGAAUAGAUUCAGAAUUUUCAGUAAAGGGCGAAAGGGGGGGCAUUCACUGUGGACAAAAUAUAGGUUAAGAAAUUCCUUAAGAGUCAGAAAGGUUUACACAGAAAGGAACAACUACUACGGGGACAUCUUGACUCUUAGUUUCUGCAUUUCAGUCUCUUCACAUGUGCCCGGGAUGGUAACACAGAACGCUGAUACGGCAAGGGAUAUGUCGAAAGCCACGGCGCAUGGGGUGUAAAGACUUCGCAGAUAUGAGUUCAGAAUGUAGGGGAUGGGCAACGUCAUCCAGAAUUCGACCAGCAACCUGCCUGACCGUUUUAAAAUGCCCUUUAAUGAUAAUAUUUACUAAAAAGGUAUAAGAAACACCGGCAGCAGAAGAGGGCAUUCGGAGGGCUUGUUUUAAGAUCAGCAUAGGUUUGUUGAGCAAAGCAGAAAAAGUGAGGGGUCACAAGGUAAGUAAUACUCAGGGGGUGUGGAGUGGAACGCCAAGGUGCGGGCUCAGCUGCGCCAUCCGCCUGCGCCCUCCCUCGUCUCCGAUCUUCUUGACUUUGUCUUGACACCGGGCACAGAUUGGAUAGGAGGAGAGAGCGCGGUAGGUGCUGCGCAAGUCUAAAUCCACUGUAAACUAAAUCCCCUGCUUUGCCUUGUUGUGAAACACACGGUGGUCAUAGCCAGCAACGACGGUCGAACUAUUCGUACGCAUGAAUUUCGAAAACACCGAGAAAAAAACGCUUGUGGACAGCGUUUCUAAUUUAUUGUUUCCGGAGAAUAAAUAUUACUGUUCGUCCGUUUUUAAAAUGGUCUUUUAUUCACUUUAUCCAAAGCGCUUGACGAAUCACGGAGCGCAGUGCUAGUGGUUGUAUUCUACAUCUCCCUGGGUUUCAAAUCUUCUCGAAAUCAUCUAACUGUUCCUAAAGAGAACGUUCGCAUAACCCUAACCAAAGAAGGAGCUCUUUCUUGGGCCAAAGGGACAAAGACGAAGCCGGAGAGUCCUGACUAAGGAUGAGUGUCUUACAUUUGUUAAACAGACCCCCACGUCGUCUCUUCAUGUGAGAGGACUUUGUGAGGGCCGUUGGCACGCAAGACUGAUGACAGAGUAACGACGUCACGCAAGCAGACAGCGGAGUGUUCAAACAGAAGUUCUCUUCUGUUCAGUCAUUCGUCUUGCCACCAGCGAAACCCCCCACGAAGACUUGACUAUAUACCAAAACGACAUAGAUAAAGCAUAAGAUCAGCUUUAGCUGGCAGGAGACGUUCUCUUAUUCCUUCCACAUGCUGCUCGACAGCAGGGGCCCGAAUCAUCCUGUUGGGGUUUCGUAAAUGCGGGGCUUAUUCCAACUGUUUCUUUUUCAGCAGGUGCGCAAGUGACCAGAAAAUCACCUCUGCGGCCAGAAAAUGCGUUGGCGAGAAGAAGAAGAAGAAGAAGAAGAAGAAGAAGAAGAAGAAGAAGAAGAAGAAGAAGAAGAAGAAGAAGAAGAAGAAGAAGAAGAAGCAGAAGCAGAAGAAGAAGAAGAAGAAGAAGAAGAAGAAGAAGAAGAAGAAGAAGAAAAAGAAGGGAUAUAUUGAUCGGAGAUCAGUUGACGUCUCUGCGGCAUCGAUUUCGGUUCUUGUCAGAGUACCCUGGUGA